GCUUGUUUCGUUUUUUUUAUUAUUUGUAAAGCGGAUCUCAUAACUCUAAACACUAUAAAAUUUGGAACAUACUAAAGGAAUGGCCAAACACGGAGAAAUUCUACCAAAAAGGGCGUAUAUGGAUAACCCAGAUAUUAACUGGAGGUAUGGGUCUAAGCCCGACUACCGGAAAGUAAAUGAGAUAUUUAUGAGGGAAAGAACAAAAGUACACACAGAAGGAUCUUUGGAGAAAAUAGUUGAGGAUUUAGUCAAGACUUGGGAAAUGGAAAGCAGCCACAAGGUCAAGAAACAGGAUUGGGGUUCUGUUGACCAAAAUGUCUUCUGCAUAAAGGUUAACGGUGGAAAAAAGUUCUACCUUGACGACAACAUAGAAAUUGGCAACUACAAUAUACUAAUGCAAGACAGUAUUCUGUAUGACGCCAGCAAGGAAACAAACGACUCAUCUCACGAAUUGUUUAGGAAUGUGUUUAAGAGUGGAUUCCCAUGGGAACUGCUUGAAGUGUAUUCAGGCCCGCCGACUGUAGCGUUCACUUGGCGUCACUGGGGAAAAUUUGAAGGAGAUUACAAGGGCGUUAAAGCUACGGGAGAGACACUAGAAAUGUUUGGAAGUUGUGUUGCGAAUGUCAGUGAAGAUCUGAAAAUCCUCUCAAUAGAAGUGUUUUAUGAUCCCAAUAUAAUGCUGAAGAAGUUAACGGCUACCGGUGAAAAGGUCAAGUGCCCUUUCCAUCACUUAUAGAUAAAAUAUCGAUAAUUAUAAACAACAGAGAGUUGUGUCUGUUCAAAACCAAUAAAACAGUUUAUGUAUCUAGAACUUUUCUUUGUAUCUGAUGCACUCAUUGAAUAACAUAUUUCUUCAAUGCAGUUUAUUUUCUGUAGUUCUUUCAAAUAUACCAUGCUCAAGCGAA
Molecule: messenger RNA, 905 nt
Organism: Mercenaria mercenaria
Lineage: Eukaryota; Metazoa; Mollusca; Bivalvia; Venerida; Veneridae
Exons: 3
Coding region: 80-736 (218 amino acids)
Source: RefSeq, a predicted model, not a curated record